Molecule: messenger RNA, 973 nt
Organism: Chironomus riparius
Lineage: Eukaryota; Metazoa; Arthropoda; Insecta; Diptera; Chironomidae
Source: the annotation of a GenBank genome assembly
UUUUGCUUUAUGUGAUAUUUUGUGCAGUGAGAGUCAGAACAUUGAGCAGUUAAGGUCUCCAAUAAAAAUGGCAAUUUCAGAUAGAAUAAUGCUUAAACUUUUGAUUGAUUCGAUUGUUAUUUUGAUCCCGGUGUGUCUUGCAUUGUUUUUAAAGUUUUUUGUGGAACCAUUUAAGCGAGGAUUCUUUUGCAAUGAUCACAAUUUGAUGUUUCCUUAUAAAAAAGACACCGUUCCAGGAACUUUAAUGGAUAUUUUGGGUAUAAUUGGUGGAAUUUUGAUUAUUAUUAUCGUCGAGACAAAAUAUCACAAAACGAAUGUCUCAUCAAACAGUUCUUCAAAAACAGCAAAAUUCUUUGAUUGGACAAUAACUCCUCACAUUCAAAAUUUAUAUCAUUACAUAAGCAUAUUCUUGUUUGCUGAAGCAAUCGAGAGAUGUAUUGAAGAAGGCAUUAAACUUACAAUUGGGAGAUUACGACCUCAUUUUAUGGAUCUUUGCAUGCCGAUUCUCUCCGAUGAAAGUACGUGUAAUGAUCCUCAAAAUAUAAAUCGUUACAUUGAAAACUACACAUGUUCAAACAUUAAUGCAACGGAUAAAUCACUGAGAGAUAUCCACAUGUCAUUUAUUUCCGGUCAUACAAGCUUUUCAGUCAUGACUGCAUUCUUUUGUGUGUUCUACCUAGAAUCUCGCAUGAAGUGUAGAGGAGCAACAAAAAUGUUAAAACGAUUAAUCCAACUCAUCCUGAUUACAGGAACCAUUUACAUUGCAUCAUCAAGAAUUUCAGACUACAAGCACUUCCAUUCAGAUGUAUAUGGUGGGUUUGUUGUUGGAUUUUCCAUUGCUUUUUCAGUUUCCUUUUAUGUCUCAAAUAUGUUUAAGAAGAAAAUUGUGAUUGAAACUAGUACACAUAUCUAAUUGAUCCAGGCACUUCUAAUGUUUUAAAAAUAUUCAAAUAAAGAACAAGAAUCAAAGCAA